AAAACCCUUCGCGCAAUGCGCCCGUGCCCUACCUCGCGUACAAACUACGAAGCUCGUCUCGCAAGGCCGCCACCGCCCUCUCGUACGCCAACAGCACCAGCGGAGAUGUUCACCGCGGCGUUGCUCGACGGCGAUAUCCUGGGCCUCGACGCUUUGCAGGGGAUGGGCCCCAUCGAGAAUGUCGCUAUCGACCUCAGUAUCGAGGAACGUCUGGGCAAGGUCGAAGGCUGUUUUCAGGACCCUUCGACCUGGACCCUGGUCCUCAGCCUCAAACCCGAUAUGUUCAUGACGCCCCUCAAGCUCACCCUCGCAGAGUUUGUCGGCGACUUGGGCCAGGUCGACACCCCGACUUGGCUGUUACGCCUCGAAGACAGGGCGGGUAGAUUCGCAAAGCGAGUCCGGUCGUACAAAUGGCUCGAAACCUACGCGUUCAAUCUCCUCACUACGCCGUACCUCAAGCUUCCGAUGGUCAAAUCCUGGGGCAGACUCCUUGCCUAUGUAUGGCGCAUCAAGGACGUAUGCGAGCCACGAGCACGGCGCCCGCGCGAUCCAUCCCGCCCGCUUCCCCGGCCUCGGCGUGUUCGCUCAGCAAAUCAGCUGGUCGAUGCAAUGCUUGCAUUGUCUUUGAAUGGUGCUGGGAGCGACACGAUGACGGAGAGCAAUGGCGCCGGUUACAUGUCGGCGUAGAUAAUUUGAUACUAG
Molecule: messenger RNA, 702 nt
Organism: Trametes versicolor FP-101664 SS1
Lineage: Eukaryota; Fungi; Basidiomycota; Agaricomycetes; Polyporales; Polyporaceae
Exons: 4
Coding region: 16-687 (223 amino acids)
Source: RefSeq, a predicted model, not a curated record